Sesamum indicum (sesame) is the source of this 3904-nucleotide messenger RNA. It is a transcript of the gene PLDP1, whose product is annotated as phospholipase D P1. Gene Ontology annotation, cellular component: plasma membrane. Gene Ontology annotation, biological process: phosphatidic acid biosynthetic process; phospholipid catabolic process; intracellular signal transduction. Gene Ontology annotation, molecular function: D-type glycerophospholipase activity. The record is from RefSeq and is a predicted model, not a curated record. NCBI's taxonomy places the organism in Eukaryota, Viridiplantae, Streptophyta, Magnoliopsida, Lamiales, Pedaliaceae.
AAAAUAAAGAAUUUGGAAAAAUCAAAAUCCAAAUCUCAAUUUCACUUCUUCUUCUCUUCUGGAAAACUCCAUUAGAUCUCAAUGUAUGAGCAGUGUAAUUUUAGUGUUUGAUUUUGUAUAAGUUAUUGAUAUUUAUGUAAAUGGCGUCGACGGAGCAAUUGAUGGGCAGCGGCGGGCCCAAGUACGUGCAAAUGGAGACGGAGGCGCCGGGGGAGUCGGAGUUGCCGCCGAUGAAUUCGUCCUUCUUUUCGCCUCAUCAUCAGAAUUUUCCGGGCGGGGAGUUGGCUCGGAUUUUUGAUGAGUUGCCCAAAGCUACUAUUGUUCAAGUUUCGCGGCCGGACGCCGGUGAUAUCAGCCCCAUGCAACUGACUUACACGAUUGAAUUGCAGUACAAGGAGUUCAAGUGGCAGUUAGUGAAGAAAGCUUCGCAAGUCUUUUUUUUACACUUUGCUUUGAAGAAACGGAAAUUUAUCGAGGAGAUCCAUGAAAAGCAAGAGCAGGUUAAAGAGUGGCUUCAAAAUUUAGGAAUAGGAGACCAUACGACAGUCAUGCAAGAUGAUGAAGAACCAGAUGAUGAUGCUGUUCCUUCACGUCAAGAUGAGAGUGCUAGAAACAGAGAUGUUCCAUCUAGUGCUGCUCUUCCAAUUAUCCGGCCGGCACUUGGAAGGCAGCACUCAAUGUCGGACCGAGCCAAAGGAGCAAUGCAGGGAUACUUAAAUCACUUUCUCAGCAAUAUAGAUCUUGUGAACUGUGAAGAGGUGUGCAAGUUCUUGGAAGUUUCCAAGUUAUCUUUCUCACCGGAGUAUGGUCCUAAGCUAAAGGAAGAUUACAUUAUGGUGAAGCAUUUACCUAGAAUCUUGGACGAUGACGAUGACGAAACAUGUUGUUCAUGUCAGUGGUUCUGUUGUUGCAGGGAUAAUUGGCAAAAGGUUUGGGCUGUAUUAAAACCUGGAUUCUUGGCCUUUCUUAAGGACCCUUUUGAUCCCAAGCCUUUAGACAUUGUUGUUUUUGAUGUUCUACCUGCCUCAGACGGCAAUGGAGAGGGUCGAGUAUCCUUGGCAAAAGAAGUUCAUGAUCACAAUCCCUUACGUCAUUAUUUCAGGGUGACUUGUGGCACUAGGAGCAUAAAGCUUAGGACAAAGAGCAAUGCCAAAGUAAAAGAUUGGGUUGCUGCAAUCAAUGAUGCUGGUCUACGACCACCUGAAGGUUGGUGUCAUCCCCAUCGCUUUGGCUCUUUUGCUCCUCCUCGGGGUCUGACUGAAGAUGGUAGUCAAGCUCAGUGGUUUGUGGAUGGUCGGGCUGCAUUUGAAGCUAUUGCUUUGGCCAUUGAGCAAGCAAAAUCUGAGAUAUUCAUAUGUGGGUGGUGGGUGUGCCCAGAACUAUACCUGCGGCGCCCAUUUCAUGCUCAUGCAUCCUCUCGCCUUGAUUCUUUACUGGAAUCUAAAGCCAAGGAAGGUGUUCAGGUAUACAUUCUUCUAUACAAAGAGGUAGCCCUAGCUCUCAAGAUUAACAGUGUCUAUAGCAAGAGAAAGCUUCUGGGCAUUCAUGAAAAUAUCAGAGUACUACGAUACCCUGACCAUUUUUCUUCUGGUGUCUAUCUAUGGUCCCAUCAUGAAAAAAUUGUUAUUGUGGAUCACCAGAUAUGUUUUAUCGGAGGACUUGAUCUGUGCUUUGGCCGUUACGACUCUGGUGAACAUAAGGUGGGUGAUUAUCCUUCUCAAAUAUGGCCGGGCAAGGAUUAUUACAAUCCAAGGGAAUCAGAACCGAAUUCGUGGGAAGACACGAUGAAGGAUGAAUUGGAUCGACAGAAGUUCCCACGCAUGCCUUGGCAUGAUGUCCACUGUGCCCUUUGGGGGCCACCUUGCCGUGAUGUAGCCCGGCAUUUUGUACAGCGAUGGAACUAUGCAAAGAGAAAUAAGGCUGCAAAUGAGCAAACAAUUCCACUGCUCUUGCCUCAGCAGCACAUGGUUAUUCCUCAUUACAUGGGUAAAAGCAAAGCAAUAGAGUUUGUUGAGGAAAAUAACUUGAGCAAUCAUAAAGACACCAGAAGAAAUGACCGUUUACCCUCUCCAUCAUCAUUUCAAGAUGUCCCGUUGCUUAUGCCUCAAGAGGCUGAUGGGCCAGAUGCUGUAAAGAUAGAACCAAAAUUAAAUGCAUUUAACACACUGCAUGAUUUUGAUGGUCAGCCAAGCAGGCCUAGCAGGACUGGUUUCUGUUUCCGUAAAUGCAAAGUUGAACCAAUAAUCCCAGAUAUGCCCAUGAGGGGGUUUGUGGAUGAUCUUGACACCUUUGAUCUUCAGAGUGACUUGUCUUACCAUUUCAUGCAGCCUGAUUCAGAAGUUAAUGAAAAGGAGUGGUGGGAAACACAGGAACGAGGUGCUCAAGUUGUUUCAGCUGAUGAAAUUGGACAAGUCGGCCCUCGACUACCUUGUCGCUGUCAGAUUAUAAGGAGUGUCAGCCAGUGGUCUGCUGGUACAAGCCAGAUUGAAGAAAGUAUUCACAGUGCUUACUGUUCGCUUAUUGACAGAGCAGAACAUUAUGUAUACAUUGAGAAUCAAUUUUUCAUCUCUGGUCUGUCAGGUGAUGAAAUUAUUCAAAAUCGUGUUUUAGAAGCAUUGUAUAGGCGUAUUAUGCGAGCUCACAAUGAGAAGAAGUGUUUCAGGGUUAUUAUUGUCAUACCACUUCUUCCAGGUUUUCAGGGUGGUGUGGAUGAUUCUGGUGCUGCAUCUGUGAGAGCCAUUAUGCAUUGGCAGUAUCGGACAAUAUGCAGAGGACAUAAUUCAAUACUGCAUAAUCUGUGUCACCUUGUUGGCCCUAGAGUGCAUGAUUACAUAUCCUUUUAUGGUCUGAGAGCUUACGGUAGACUUUUUGAUGGUGGUCCUGUUGCUUCUAGUCAGGUUUAUGUUCAUAGCAAGAUUAUGAUUGUUGAUGACCGUACAACAUUGAUUGGCUCUGCUAAUAUUAAUGACAGAAGUUUGCUUGGAUCUAGGGAUUCUGAGAUAGGAGUACUGAUUGAGGACAAAGAAUUUGUUGAUUCAAGGAUAGGUGGCAAGCCAUGGAAAGCUGGAAAAUUUGCAUUGAGUCUUCGCCUUUCGCUCUGGUCGGAACACAUUGGUCUUCAUUCCACAGAGGUUAAUAAAAUAAGAGAUCCGGUGAUUGAUUCAACCUACAAGGAUCUAUGGAUGGCGACUGCCAAGACAAAUACGAUGAUAUACCAAGACGUCUUUUCUUGUAUACCAAAUGAUCUGAUACAUACAAGAGUUGCACUCCGACAAUGCAUGAGCUUCUGGAGGGAAAAAAUUGGGCACACCACUACUGAUUUAGGAAUAGCUCCAAACAAGCUUGAACUCUUCAAAGACGGAGAGGUUACAGGCACGGAUCCUAUGGAAAGAUUAAAAUCCGUAAAGGGACAUCUCGUUUCGUUCCCUUUGGAGUUUAUGUGCAGAGAAGAUUUAAGACCUGUAUUCAACGAAAGCGAAUACUAUGCAUCACCCCAAGUUUUUCAUUAAUUGAUCGGCCAUCUGUGGAAACGAUUGAUGUACUCUGGUAAUUGGAGAUUUUUCUACUCAAUGCAUGACGAUUGCUGUAUUGGAGACGCAGCACACAUCAAGAGCAAGAAUUUUGCCCACGGCGAAUAAAGGCCUCAACUGAUGUAUUUGGGAGCUGUAAUAAUGGUACGUUUUCUUGUUUAAGCAUCCGGGGACAGCUUAUUCUUUGUGUACAUUUUGAUCUCAAAAUUUUAUCAAAACAUCUCCACUUUUUUGUAGUUUCUUAAUUCUCUUCCCCUUUUCCACUUUCUAAGUUUGUGUGAAUGGUGUUUAUUUGGGGGAGCAUGGAUUAGUUUUCUACUUUCAUGGGAUCUUUCCUUUUAUAUAUAUAUAAAGUGGUGUUGAAAAAUAUCAAA